AUGCUAAUCUCCCCACAGACCUGUGUAGAGGUCAGCACCGCCCGCUCCUCCACCGCACCACUCCCCCCCACCCGCACCACUCCUCCAGCACCUGCUUCCUCCACCGCACCGCUCCUCCACCUCACCGCUUCCUCCACCGCACCACUCCUCCACCACCCGCUUCCUCCACCGCACCACUCCUCCAGCACAUGCUUCCUCCACCGCACCGCUCCCCCACCGCACCACUCCUCCAGCACCUGCUUCCUCCACCGCACCACUCCUCCACCACCCGCUUCCUCCACCGCACCACUCCUCCACCUCACCGCUCCUCCACCGCACCACUCCUCCACCACCCGCUUCCUCCACCUCACCGCUCCCCCACCGCACCACUCCCCACCACCCGCACCACUCCUCCAGCACCUGCUUCCUCCACCGCACCGCUCCUCCAGCACAUGCUUCCUCCACCGCACCGCUCCUCCACCGCACCACUCCUCCACCACCCGCUUCCUCCACCUCACCGCUCCUCCACCGCACCACUCCUCCAGCACCCGCUUCCUCCACCUCACCGCUCCUCCGCCGCACCACUCCUCCACCACCCGCUUCCUCCACCUCACCGCUCCCCCACCGCACCACUCCCCACCACCCGCACCACUCCUCCAGCACAUGCUUCCUCCACCGCACCGCUCCUCCACCGCACCACUCCUCCACCACCCGCUUCCUCCACCUCGCCGCUCCUCCGCCGCACCACUCCUCCAGCACCCGCUUCCUCCACCUCACCGCUCCUCCGCCGCACCGCGGCCGCUGGCUUUCUCCAAUCCUGCUCGUGGCGCCCAUUUUCUCUGUGGUGGUCAGUUCCCAGAGAGCCAGUCCAGAUGA
Molecule: messenger RNA, 855 nt
Organism: Lampris incognitus (smalleye Pacific opah)
Lineage: Eukaryota; Metazoa; Chordata; Actinopteri; Lampriformes; Lampridae
Exons: 1
Coding region: 1-855 (284 amino acids)
Source: RefSeq, a predicted model, not a curated record